GAGGUCAGGAGCAAUAGGAGGCAAGCAUGCAAGACGAAGGGAAAACAAGCGUUUCUUCACAGAGAGUGACACUGAAAGGAAAGAGAAAAUUCAGCUGGGAGGGAACUUUUGUUCCAACAUAAUUCCCUGCAGGGUUGCCAAGGUCUUUCAAGUUGGAGUUCUCUUUCUCUAGUCUGUUAAUCCACGGCUCGGUGCAGAAAAUAACAUGGGAAACAACUUUCUCACAUGGAUUCUUUUGCUUUGCACAUUUUGUUCAGUGUCAGGUGAAGGCUGCUCCCUAAUCCUCAAGCCAUCCAGGGUCGUGGUGGGCUUUGGGGAGUCAGUGUCUGUCAGCUGCGAGGCUGCACGCCCUGUCCGUGUCCUGGGCUGGGAGUCAGCCAUCAGUGCUUCACAUACACAAGAGGACCGGUCUGUCCAGUGGAAGGUGGACAGUCUCAUUGACUGGAUAGAGGAGCCCAUCUGUUAUGGGGUGUUUUUCACAGCUCCGAAACAAUGCGAGGAGAAGCUCAACCUCGUGCUCUACAAAACUCCAGACAGUGUCUCCAUCAGACAGGUGAACCACACCGGCCCCAUGGUGGCAGGGAAAGAGUACCAGCUGCUCUGCGAAGUUCAGAAUAUUGCUCCCGUUCAGUAUCUCAGCCUGAGGUGGUACAGAGGGCAGACUGAGGUUUAUAACCACUCCUUCUCUGAUCUCACCUCUUCCUCACCUGUCCAAGUAUCCUCUAUCCUUGUUAUCACACCAACUAAAGCUGAGAACGGAGUGCAGUAUAAGUGUGUUGCAGAGCUGGAGCUUGGGCCAGAGGGACCACAGCCACCUCCCACUGUUUCCUCAGAACCUCUCAAUGCUUCUGUUUAUUUUCCCCCGACAUUCCUGAGUCCUGAACCAGAGAUUUUGGAUUCUAUACUGGGGGGUGAGAUCAUAUUAAACUGCACUGCAACAGGAAACCCCACCCCAAUAUACAGCUGGCAAUCUUCCGUUCCCAUGCAGGAGAGGGUGGAGAAUGAAGCAACUGUUACCUCCUCCUCGCUGCUCCCAGGGACCUACACCUGCACUGCAUCCAAUACACUGGAAAAGAAAAGCAAGCAGUUCAUUGUCAAGGCAAAGACCAAAGGCGUUUGAAACAACCACUGUGGAGAGGGGGUUGGACGACCACAUCAGAAACACAGCGAGAAGUUUAUCUUUUUUACAGUUUUUAUUUCUGGUGUUUUUGUUUUUUUACUUUCACAUUUGCUACUCUGGCGAUGGAGGUGCAUAUUUAUGAGACGAUCUUCUUAUCAUCCAGAAUUAGUUCACACAGAGAAACAGACCUGAAUAUGCUGUGCUUGGUAAUUACCAUUUAAUUUGUCAGUGUUGUUUUAGGAUGUAGUUCACAUUUUAUGAGACAUUCUGUGUCUAAUUUAUAUUUGGAUAGGCCCUUUUUUCCUAUUAAUGAAACUAUCUUGUAACACUACAGAAGUGUAGCUACUCAUCAUAGCAGUAUGACUAGCACCAGGACAUGGCUGUAAAUAUGACGUCUUUGUUUUCUCAUCUUUAUCAAUACAAGUUUAAUAAAUGAAUUGUAAUAAACUUCUUUCAUGGA
Messenger RNA from Maylandia zebra (zebra mbuna), 1580 nucleotides. The record is from RefSeq and is a predicted model, not a curated record. Lineage: Eukaryota; Metazoa; Chordata; Actinopteri; Cichliformes; Cichlidae.